GAGGGGUAGCUGCAGAGGGAUUUUGAAGCAAUGGCUGGACCGUGAAAGUCCUUGACUGUACGCCGAGGCAUCCCAAUCUUCUACUUGAUAAAAGGAAUAUUUUUAAACUAAAAAAAGGAUUAUGAGCUAAUAUACAAAGGUAUAAAAACUAAACUGUAUAAAGCGUUUGAACACUUACAUGUGUGCGCAGAAUGUUUUGCAAUUUUACACUAAGGCGCGAAGAAACUUUUCCCUGUAUAAUCAAUUAGAAAAGUGCCUGCGACUCAACCGGUAUAUAUAUGUAUAUAUGAUAUAUUAUAUAUAAUAUUGUUUUUCGAGAAAACGUAGGACUAUAGCAAUGUUUUGCUACCCUUUACUAACACUCUCCCGUUCUGUAAAUACAAAAAGAAUCUGGUAAUUAAGUUUAUGAUAACAUUUGUUGUUGAUUGUCCGCCAUUUUGAGAUAAUUUUAAAGUAAUUAUGCUAACAAGUCUCCUUCGUAGAGGAAUAGAGAAAUUGUAGCUAACAUUGGUUAUACAAAAGGAGAGUUUUGUCACACAAAGUUUUACUGACAACAAAAUAUACAAAAAAGCGCUAAUUAUUUUGUAAGAAUACAGCAGAAUUGAUAACCAGCGAGAUUCAAACAAUUUCCAACCACUUAACAGCUUUUUGUAGUCAAGUUCACAAACAAUUUCAAGAAAUGUCUGGAGACACCACAAAAGCCAUUAAAUUUAAUCAUCAACGCGUAACGGAUUUGCAAGUUGAAGAAAAAGAUGAAAUUGAUUCUGAUUUAUGUGACUGCGAAGACGUAGAGGAAGCGAUACCAUAUGGUGCUUAUCUUUCUAAAGGAUAAGACAUGGAAGUGAUACCAGAGGAGCCUGAGGAUGACGUUACUGAAGUGCAAAUAACUGUUCCAGAUAUUCCUCCACCAAAGGAACCAAUUCUUAGUUUAAAAGAACAACUUCAAGAUUUCUAUGACAACAAAGUUCAAUUAGGCUUGCAUCGAAAAACUUCUUAUGAAGACAUCGCAUACAACGUGGUACACAAAAUCAUUCGAAAGGUUCAAACUGCAGAUUCAAGGUUUCGUGCUAACAGCCUUGUGUCGCUUGGAAUUCCUUACGAUGGAUUACAGGCUGGUCAACCGAUUUAUUUUGAAAUGAUGCUUCAAUUGUCACUUGGUUCGAAUAAUUCCCUUUAUCUUUUAAAAGAUAAAAACCCACAGUUUGCGAGGGUCCAACCCAUCGACCAAGUAGUUUGGGCGGACUGUAUGGGAAAAAAUAGUUUAUAUAUUUCACCUAAAUCUGUCUUGAGGCUUCUGCGUCAUUACGUCAAAAGAGCUGUCCAUGUCCUUCGAAAGCAUAUUGACACUAAUAAGCGCGAAAAACUACCUGUUGAACUGCAGUCACUCGAAUUAGAAGAGGGAAGGUACAAUGUCAGCGUUAUUAUAAAUCACGACAUUCAUGUCAAAAUUUUGCCGUCUAUAACUAUACCUGAUUGUAGAAGGGAUCUGUCGCGACUGGACUGUCCGUCGACCUCACAUGUCGUUGCCGUGCAAGUUCCAUAUACCGACACUUUGUACGACGGAAACGGCAACAACGAUUACCAACAAAAUAACAACAACAACACCAGCAUUAAUUCUGACGAAAGCAACAGCAGUGACAACAGCGACAGUAUCCAUGACGAUAGCAAACUUGUCUGGAAGUUAUCAUUCUUCGUUGCUGAGAAAAACAAAAUGCGCACUGUGUCGGACGGAUGCCGUAUUAAAAUUCUUCGCAUUUUGACGGAAAUUCGCGAUAACGAUCCGAAUCUAACAUUGCUAUCGGCUUAUCAUCUAAAAACAAUAUUCUUUCACGAAACAGAUCAUUUGAGAAGAAGAAGAGACUGGAGCGAAUCAAAAAUUGCGAAGCGGUUUUUAGGCAUUUUAAAAAGUACAAGUGAAAGCCUCUACGAAGGAGUGUGUCUGUCAUAUUUUAUGCAGCCUCCAGACUUUCCUCGCUUAAAUCUAUUUAAUGGCAUUGAUAAACAUGAUUUAGACAAAAUGAAGAUUGCCAUAGAUAAAAUAAUUAAUGAUCCUCAAAUAAUUUUUGGAGGAAUUUAACAAAAACCUUUCUGUUUUGAAAUGGGUGUCAUGAGGCUACCCCUAUAUGACACAGAGAUAUUUAAGGCAAGGCCAUGGUUGCUAUACACCAUCCGACGUGAAAUGUAUAAUGUAACUCUCGCGAAAGACAUUUUUGCCAUUAAAGACUUUCUAAUAUUGACGCGAAUUUUACAGAAGCUGUUGUUUUUUUCACGUCUCACCAUACGCAAAUAGUUUAAGGCAUUUAUUUUUUGCUAAUAUCGAGCUGUUAGUGAAAAAUUGUUACUCAUAAAAAUCAAGUAUAUAAUGAGUGUUUUUAUUUAUAAAUAUAACAGUGUUACCAUAUUUACCGUUUUGAACGUCUACCGUAAAUGUUUAUUAACGACCCAUUUUCGUCCACCGUA
This is a messenger RNA of Hydractinia symbiolongicarpus, 2460 nucleotides long. RefSeq names its product mitochondrial dynamics protein MID51-like. NCBI's taxonomy places the organism in Eukaryota, Metazoa, Cnidaria, Hydrozoa, Anthoathecata, Hydractiniidae. The coding region runs from base 836 to 2077 and encodes 413 amino acids. The transcript has 2 exons. The record is from RefSeq and is a predicted model, not a curated record.